Messenger RNA from Xenopus laevis (African clawed frog), 2934 nucleotides. RefSeq names its product hydrogen voltage gated channel 1 L homeolog (gene hvcn1.L). Gene Ontology annotation, cellular component: plasma membrane; membrane. The record is from RefSeq and is marked provisional. Gene Ontology annotation, biological process: proton transmembrane transport; transmembrane transport; response to zinc ion. Gene Ontology annotation, molecular function: monoatomic ion channel activity; voltage-gated proton channel activity. Lineage: Eukaryota; Metazoa; Chordata; Amphibia; Anura; Pipidae.
GGCUUAGAGCUUGUAUAGGACCAUCCAUAGGGCAACACAUGAUGGGAAGCAGCGAGUAGACAAAUACAAAUAAGUGCAGGGGAAUCAGAGACAAAGUCACACAGACUAUAAUACUGGUAAACUCAGCUGUCAACUCAAGCUGACCAUACAGGAGUUGUUUCCUGACCCACAAGAAACAUUUUUUGCAUGAUCUGGUAAGAAAACAGGCCUCCCAAAUAAAGUAGAACAAGGCGCCAUCUAGCUAUUUAAACAGGAAUCCUCUUUGCCUUAUUUAUAUUACAUUUAGGAUCAAGGAUUUCUAAUCAAGAUAGGUGUGUCCAUCAUCCACUUAGUUUACAGUGUGAUGCGCAUUUAAUAGACUUGUAAAAUGGCUGGGUGCCUGCGCCAUUUUACUUCUGUGGGAGAUGACACAAAAAAAAGGGAGUGGAAGCAAGAAGAUGUAGAAGUGGCAUAUGAAGAACCACUGAAGAAUACUCCCCAUCCAUUCAUAGCCUCGUACAGUUUUAGGGGAGCCCUUAAAUGGCUAUUAAGCUCCCACAAAUUUCAGAUUGUGAUUAUUUGCCUUGUAAUCCUUGACGCAUUAUUUGUACUUGUCGAGGUUCUUCUGGAUCUGGAGCUGUUAGCUGAAAAAGUUGACCACAUUAUACCCGAGAUAUUUCACUAUUUGAGCAUUUCUGUCUUGACCUUUUUCAUUUUGGAAAUUGCUGGUAAAUUGUACGCUUUUCGCCUUGAGUUCUUUCAUCACAAGUUUGAAGUAUUCGACGCAGCUAUUGUUGUGAUCUCCUUCAUCAUUGACAUUGUCUAUAUCUCUCGGGAAGAUAUUUUCAAUGCGGUCGGACUACUGAUACUGCUUCGGCUUUGGAGAGUUGCACGAAUUGUGAAUGGUGUAAUUGUGUCUGUGAAGACCCGAGCAGAGGAGAAGAUGCAUAAGCUGAAAGAACAGAAAGGGUCACUGCUUGAGAAAGUUGCACAACUGGAGCAGCAAUGUGCCCAACAGGAACAAGAGAUUGGCAGACUUCACAAGUUACUGCAGGAGCACAACGUAUUUCCUGCUUCCUAAGAUACGACUGUUUCCUCGGCUCUAGAUGCAGCAAUAGCAUUUGCUUUUGGGACCUUACAGUUUGUUUUAUGAAUACAAUGUGUUAAGUGUUAAACCAUAGAUAUCAAUAAUCAUCUUUAUUACAAAAGUAGAUAAAUACAAUUGAUUUUUACACAUUUACAGAAGUUUAAAAAAAACAAACAAACUUUACCCACGUCCAACCAAAAAUGUGAAUCGUAUAAAUAUCAGUCCAGUGUUUCGGGUUUUGGUAGACGCUUCAGAUACCGUGAGCCAAAUGUACUCUGAAGUCAACUGUGGGGGUUAAAAAAAAGAAAAAGUAUUCAAACCUGCAUUUACAUUUAAUAAGCUUGUUGCAAUGGCAUUAUAUAUGUAUGAGGUUAGUGGCUCAUAGGGCUGUUUCAGUUGUUCAGGGUCUCAAACACAUAAUGAAAACAUCCCUCCAUGGAUUUACAUUACAAACUUAUGUCACAUACGUAGAAGUGCUUGUAGGGUCAUUGCAACGUAAGUCUAUGAAGACUGUUUCAAGUGCUUCAAUUAAUCAGUUUGGGCUGCUUAAAAUGCAACUACCGAUAACAGUCUCAUGUGCCAUUGCCCUAAAGCAGUGAUCCCCAACCAGUAGCUCGUAAGCAACAUGUUGAUCUCCAACCCCUUGGAUGUUGCUCCCAGUGGCCUCAAAGCAGGUGCUUAUUUUUUGAAUUCGAGGAUUGGAGGCAAGUUUUGGUUGUUUAAAAACCAGGUUUCCUGCCAAACAGAGCCUCAAUGUAGGUUGACAUUCCACAUAGGGACUAAAUGGCCAAUCACAGCACUUAUAUGGCACCCCAAGAACAUUUUUCAUUCUAUCAUUGCUCCCCAACUCCUUUUACUUCUGAAUGUUGCUCACGGAUUCAAAAGGUUGGGGAUCCUGCCCUAAUAGUAAGGAGGGUCAUAUAGGCAUAUAGGGUCACUCCUUAAAUAACACCAACAAAUGAAAGUGUUUUAAAGUAAUGAAAAUAUCAUGUAGUGUUGCCCUGUACUGGUAAAACUUAUCUGUUUGCUUCAGAAACACUACUAUAGUUCAUAUAAACAAUCUGCUGAGUAGCAAUGGUGGAAAUUGAAAAAAGUCUAUAUGGCAUAGGUUAAAUAGUGGAUAACAGAUAUUACCAUUAAGUUCUACAGAGCUUAUCUGCUGUGUAACCUGAGCCUUUUCUCCCUUGAAUAGCUGCCCCCAUUGCUACACAGCAGCUUAUUUAUAUAAUCAAUAGUAGUGUUUCUGAGGCAAACACAGCAGAUUUAUCAGUGCAGGGCAACACAGCAUUAUAUUUUUAUUACUUUAAAACACAUAAUUUUUUGAUGUUACAGUUCCUUUAAACCAGAUUCUUAUAGAGGGACAGCUUCCAUAACAAAAUGACAACAAAAUGGCAUAAGACUAGUGCCCCAUGGGGUUGGUACUCGUCCUGUGAGAGCUGUUUUGCUGGCAACCGCUUGUUAGAAUAGGCAUUUUUGCACUGAACAUCCACUCAAUGUGUGUGCACCUAGGCCAAUGUAGUGCCUUUCUGUGCAGUCACAGGAGCAACUGAAGCCAGUGAAUUGUCUCAUUAAAUAUAAGCUGAGAAUCAGCCCUGUGUGGCAUUAGCUUUAGGCUUUUCCUAAAUUACUUCUAGAGGCCAGAUUUCCCAGUACAUUCACUUUCCCUCCACAGAAUCUACAAAGGGUCAUUCUAUAUUAGAUUGUUCUGUUUACUUUGUUUCCUGCAUAUACCUGUUAGCACAUCAAUGCAUGAUUUUAAAUGUUUGCAAUUUCCAAAUUGUAUUGUGUUCUUAACCAUUUUGUUUGCCUUGUUUGUUAUUUAGUUCUAUGAAAAAGUUGAAACUUUAUUAAAUAAUACAUUUUAAAAA